Messenger RNA from Capsella rubella, 804 nucleotides. RefSeq names its product protein RALF-like 33. The transcript has a single exon. The record is from RefSeq and is a predicted model, not a curated record. Lineage: Eukaryota; Viridiplantae; Streptophyta; Magnoliopsida; Brassicales; Brassicaceae. The coding region runs from base 194 to 544 and encodes 116 amino acids.
CACUUAAAAACGCGUUAACACAUCCUCUCUAUACUGUCAAGUGGCAUGAACCCGUAAAUACUCCAAACUCCUAGUGGCAAAUUCAACAACUCUUUCUCUUUUUAAACCAUUUCUUUCUCUGUCUUCAAUAAAACUUUUCAAACCUCUCCCCAAAAAAAUCAAAACUCAGAGAGAAAAAAGAAAGAAAGAAACAAUGAGAGGACUCUCCACAAAAUCCGUUCUAAUAAUCACCGCAAUCCUCGCCGUCCACUUCUUAUUACUCACCGCCGUAACCUCCCAAUCCGCCGUCGAUUUCAUGAUGCCGAUCGAGUCGGGAUGCACCGGUUCAAUCGCCGAGUGCUCUUUGUCGGUGGAGGAGUUCGAGAUGGACUCAGAGAUCAGCAGGCGUAUAUUAGCGACGACCAAGUACAUAAGCUACGGUGCGCUGAGGAGGAACACGGUACCAUGCUCGAGACGCGGCGCAUCUUACUACAAUUGCCGACGUGGAGCUCAGGCUAAUCCUUACUCUCGUGGUUGUAGUGCCAUUACUCGUUGCAGACGAUGAUUUGCUUUACUUACUCUCUCUUAUGUACUUUAAAUAUUUUCGAUUCCUCAAAAUUCUUUUGUUUUUAAUUUUUAUACAAUUUUUCUAAGGUUAUUAUUAUUAUUAUUAUUUUUACUUGAUAUCUUUUUCCAUUGCGAUAUAAUUUUUGAUAUAGUGAACAGAAAUAUGUACAUUUCUGAUUAAUAUAUCAAUAAUUAUUCAGUAAUGGUUAAGGUGUAGUGAAAAAUGAUAUAUAUAUAUAUAUGGUUCCUUUUUUUGCA